Molecule: messenger RNA, 855 nt
Organism: Dissoconium aciculare CBS 342.82
Lineage: Eukaryota; Fungi; Ascomycota; Dothideomycetes; Mycosphaerellales; Dissoconiaceae
Exons: 1
Coding region: 116-688 (190 amino acids)
Source: RefSeq, a predicted model, not a curated record
AUGAUCUAAGACUGGUACACAUGGCACGAGAGCAACUUCCAAGACUUCGUCCACCCAUGUAAUGAGAUCGACUACGAACGCCCAAGGAACGUGACAUGCGUGGGUCUUAAUAACGAUGGAAGCUGGGCAAUGCAUCUGUGCUGACGCCGUCGGCUUGGAGGGCAGACAUGUUCGCCGCGGCGCCCUCGCCCACCACGACAGACGUCACAGCGACAUACGAUGGACCUCGCAUAUAUCGGCAACAAGCUUCUGUACUGCACAUCUUUUCCAAUCGCUAGGUCAAGGCUGUCAUUGCCUUCCCGUUUCACCCUGCAAAGUGAGACGCCGCCCGGGCGAGCUCGCUUUUCGUCCUUUCUGCUCACACGUGUGCGAUAUAAACUCCGCAGCCAAGGCCAAGCCAUACCAAGAUUGCCAAGCCCUUGCGACGAGACCUGGUCAUGACACUUGGCAGAUUGGAACCUCGCCUGGCGGUUGCGGCUCUCUUACGAUGAUGAUAUUGCUGCAUAAUCUGAUGGAACACGGGAUCAUCCCAAGGUUGUCAUCAUGGUCGUCACCACACGGUGAGUUUACGAACGGUCCCCGCUUAGUUCGGUCUAUGCCCGUCCUUCUGGAGUCUCGUGAGCCAGACCCUGCAACUUCGCAGUUGACUUUGACCAUAUAUGCAAGGUUGGAGGCUACUGAAGAUUAGGAUUGAGUCCAGUCCUGUGUGACAUUUUCGUGCGACGAAUGAGUGAUCGCGUCAGACAUCUGCCGCGCAGGUCGAGCAGUCUCGGCACCAGUGCAAAUUCUGUUCUGCUGGCUGCCAAAGGACUUGGGCAUGCUUCACAGCUGCUCUGCGUGCGAACGUGUUUUAGA